CUAGCUGAACACAAGCCUGCUCUUUUCCCAUCCCACCGCCCCGGCCGAUCUCUCCGGCCUCUCUGUCCCUCCACGGGGAGCUCCCGGUGCGGAGCCAUGAGAGGAGGAAGGGGAGAGGAGACGCCGCGGCGGACGGCGGCGGGGCAGGCGAUGCAGGAGCUGCAGGCGAACGGGGCAGCGGCGACGGCGACGUCGGCGAGCGGCGCGAUGGUGGUGGGUCUGAGCCCGCUGAGCGAGACGCUGUGGCGGGACAGCAAGUCGCUGCCGGGCGGCGGCGCGGCGGCGCUGAUCGGCGAGGUGUCGGCGCGGCUGACGUGGAAGGACCUGUCGGUGACGGUGGCGCUGGGCCCCGGGAAGACGCAGACGGUGCUGGACGAGCUGACGGGGUUCGCGGAGCCCGGGUCGCUGACGGCGCUGAUGGGCCCGUCGGGGUCCGGCAAGUCGACGCUCCUGGACGCCCUCGCGGGCCGCCUCGCCGCCAACGCCUUCCUCUCCGGCAGCGUCCUCCUCAACGGGCGCAAGGCCAAGCUCUCCUUCGGCGCCGCGGCGUACGUGACGCAGGACGACAACCUGAUCGGGACGCUGACGGUGCGGGAGACGAUCGGCUACUCGGCGCUGCUGCGGCUGCCGGACAAGAUGCCCCGCGAGGACAAGCGCGCGCUGGUGGAGGGCACCAUCAUCGAGAUGGGGCUCCAGGACUGCGCCGACACCGUCGUCGGCAACUGGCACCUCCGCGGCGUCAGCGGCGGCGAGAAGCGCCGGGUCAGCAUCGCGCUCGAGCUCCUCAUGCGGCCACGCCUCCUCUUCCUCGACGAGCCCACCAGCGGCCUCGACAGCUCUUCGGCCUUCUUCGUGACGCAGACGCUGAGGGGCCUGGCCAGGGACGGCAGGACAGUGAUUGCGUCCAUCCACCAGCCCAGCAGCGAGGUAUUCGAGCUCUUCGACAUGCUCUUCCUCCUCUCCGGGGGCAAAAACGUCUACUUCGGCCAGGCCUCCCAAGCAUGUGAGUUCUUUGCUGAAGCUGGCUUCCCGUGCCCACCUCUGAGAAAUCCGUCCGAUCACUUCCUGAGGUGCGUUAACUCAGACUUCGACAAGGUCAAGGCCACCCUGAAAGGAUCGAUGAAAGCAAGGGUCGAAAGGUCUGAUGAUCCCCUAGACAAGAUAACCACAUCAGAGGCCAUCAGAAAGCUGGUGUCUUCCUUCAGCAGGUCACAGUACUACUACGCAGCAAGGGAGAAAGUUAAUGACAUUGCGAGAAUUAAAGGAACGGUGCUGGAUUCAAGCGGCAGCCAGGCCAGCUUCUUGAUGCAGGCUUGUACCCUUACCAGGCGCUCAUUCAUCAACAUGUCACGGGACUUUGGGUAUUACUGGCUCAGGCUCUUGAUUUAUCUCCUUGUCACCGUCUGCAUUGGCACAAUCUACCUGGAUGUCGGCACCAAAUACACAUCCAUCCUGGCCAGGGCAGCAUGUGCUGCAUUUGUCUUUGGAUUCGUCACCUUCAUGUCCAUCGGAGGAUUCCCUUCAUUCGUGGAAGAAAUGAAGGUUUUCCAGCGGGAGCGGCUAAAUGGGCACUAUGGUGUUUUGGCAUUUGUUAUUGCCAACACCCUCUCGGCCAUGCCAUUCCUGAUCCUGAUAUGUUUCAUGUCGGGAACAGUAUGUUACUUCAUGGUGCGCCUUCAUCCUGGUUUCUCACACUACAUCUUCUUCGUCUUGAACCUCUACGCCAGUGUCACCGUGGUUGAGAGCUUGAUGAUGGCCAUUGCAAGUGUCAUACCCAAUUUCCUCAUGGGCAUCAUCAUAGGAGCUGGAAUUCAGGGUAUAUUUAUGCUUGUAUCUGGAUACUUCAGACUUCCAUAUGACAUCCCUAAGGUUUUCUGGAGAUACCCCAUGCAGUAUAUUAGCUUCCACUACUGGGCACUACAGGGCCAAUGCCAGAAUGACAUGGAUGGUCUCCUAUUCGACAACCAAUACCCAGACCAACCGAAGAUCCCUGGGGAGUUCAUACUGAAGUACAUCUUUGAGAUUAACGUGAAGCGGUCAAAGUGGAUCGAUCUAUCAGUCAUUUUCAGCAUGAUCUUCAUCUACCGCAUGCUGUUCUUCGCCAUGAUCAAGGUAAAUGAGGAUGUGACGCCAUGGAUUCGCGGUUACAUCGCGAGGAAAAGGCUUCAGAAAAAGGUGCCUGCCAUCGGCAAGACACCAUCUCUAAGAGGCUAUGUUGUGGAUCCAGAGCUUGGUCCUAACGAAGGCUAGAGGAUAAGCUGGAUGCUGGGUAGCACAAAUAGGCAAUUUCCUACCGGUUCUUGGCGUAAUAUGUAUCUAAGAUCAGAGAAACUGGUAAUUUAUACGUUUUGGAAGUGAAGCUCAUUUGAGUACAGGUACAUACAUACAUGUAAUGCGUGCAAAAAUGGCAUCGCCGAUGCAGAAUGACACAUAAUUGGUUGUUCACAAAUUA
Messenger RNA from Lolium perenne, 2452 nucleotides. Its product is annotated as ABC transporter G family member 11. Gene Ontology annotation, molecular function: ABC-type transporter activity; ATP binding; ATP hydrolysis activity. Gene Ontology annotation, cellular component: membrane. The record is from RefSeq and is a predicted model, not a curated record. Lineage: Eukaryota; Viridiplantae; Streptophyta; Magnoliopsida; Poales; Poaceae.